Elgaria multicarinata webbii is the source of this 1739-nucleotide messenger RNA. It is a transcript of the gene SACK1A, whose product is annotated as family with sequence similarity 83 member A. NCBI's taxonomy places the organism in Eukaryota, Metazoa, Chordata, Lepidosauria, Squamata, Anguidae. Gene Ontology annotation, molecular function: protein kinase binding. Gene Ontology annotation, biological process: epidermal growth factor receptor signaling pathway. The record is from RefSeq and is a predicted model, not a curated record. Bases 1 to 1332 code for a protein of 443 amino acids. The transcript has 4 exons.
AUGAACAGAUCGAGACACAUGGGCAAGAUCCGAAGGCGGCUGGAGGAAGUCAAGAACUGGUCGUUCCGGCUGGCAAAAGUGGACUUUAGCCACAAUGAAAGUGUGCGGAUGGCCACCGAUGCCCUCCUGGAUGGCGGGUUCCCAUCCUACUUGAAGGCCUUGGAAGAUGAGGGGGAGGUGGACUUCCUCUCUACAGUGGAAGCCCAAUACAUCAAGAGGAAUGCCAGGGAACCGUACUACUCCAGCGAUGCACAUGCGGAUGGGGACGCUGGGCCACGGCAGGGUAACGAUGCCCGCUCUCUCCCAUCAGGAACGUACUUCCCCCUUGUCUCCGAGAACAGUGAACCAGCCCUUCUUCACACAUGGAUUGCGGCAGAGAAGCCCUACCUGAAAGAGAAGUCGAGUGCUACGGUAUAUUUCCAAACAGACAAGAACAGCAAUAUUAGGGACUUGAUCCGCCGCUGCAUCAACAAGACCUGUCAGGUUUUGGCCAUACUGAUGGAUGUUUUCACUGAUGCUGAGAUCUUCUGCGAUGUCUUAGAAGCAGCCAACAAGCGGAAGGUGUUUGUCUACCUGCUGCUCGAUCACAGCAACCUAAAGCUCUUCACCGAGAUGUGUGACAAGCUGCACAUUGCAGAGGGCCAGUUCAAGAACAUUUCUGUGAGAAGCGUUACGGGGGAGGUUUACUGUGCCAAAUCUGGCCGAAAAUUCUCAGGGCAAAUCCAAGAAAAAUUCAUCAUCUCAGACUGGAGAUGUGUUCUGUCUGGAUCGUACAGCUUCACGUGGCUAUGCGGCCAGGUCCAUCGGAAUAUCCUCUCCAAGUUCACGGGCCAGGUGGUGGAGCUCUUUGACGAAGAGUUCCGCCAUCUCUACGCCAUGUCCAAGCCCGUGGCAGGGCUCAGGCCUCCGUCCCACACGUCACUCUUCUUGCUCAGCAAAAGCACCGCCGCCACGCAAGGCAGCCUCAGCAACAGCAGCAGCAGCCAGGGGAGCGUCCACACCCCCUCCGACCCGUUCAGCUGCCUGUCCAACAACAGCGUCACGCCAAGCCGGCCACCUGCCCAGACUCCCGUUUACCGUGGCCAGACCGUGUCGCCGUCGCCUCUCAACAGGGUCCACUCUUUCCACGGCUACACCACCUUCAUGACCACCCCACCGCCAAACGGCAUCCAGGUCAACUACUACCACCGUCAGUACAUCACCGAUUCCCCGACAGUCCUUUACAACAACGUGAACAUUUACAGGCCCAUGAGAGUAAGACAAGAGGAAUUUAGUAGGGCACGGAUGAACCCAGUCUGGCGCUGCCUUCACAAAGCCAACCUGAUUGGAUGAUUUGCAGCCAGGUGACUUGUAUCUUCCAUUGCUGUGAGCAUGAAUGGUUUGGGUAUGGUCAGAGGAGGCAGCAUGAUCCUCCUGCCUGGCGGCUGAGGUCCUCUGAGAGGCGCUCUUGGUGGUCCCACAUGGGUCAGAGAUCCAUUUGGAAACCACCAGGAGUAGGGCCUUCAGUGUGAUGGCUCCCACCCUCUGGAACGCCCUCCUGAGAUCAGGAAUACACCUACGCUAGUUAGUUUUCGGCAUUUGCUGAAAACUUUUCUUUUCGGGCAAGCAUUUCCUGACAAAUGACAAACUUACACCCGAUUUUAUUGAUGUUCCUGUUUUUAUUGUAAUUUUUGUUUUUGUAUUUUCUUUUUUUCUACAUGGCUCCAAUAACUUUUGCUGUGGAGUGGCUUUUAAAUUCA